AUGGAUUCCGGUGACGCGUGGGGCCGCUCCUCCUCCACCUCCUCCUCCGCCGCCGCCGCGAGGCGCCUGCAGUCCCGCUACGAUCUGUACAUGGGGUUCGACGACGCGGACGCCGGCGGGGAUGAGGUGGAGGCGCGCGGGGCGGAGGCCUACAACUGCCCCUUUUGCGGCGAGGACUUCGACUUCGUCGGGCUCUGCUGCCACAUCGACGACGAGCACGCCGUCGAGGCCAAGAGCGGGAUUGCUGAAAAGAUGAGAUUCUUGAAUGUUCUGCUGGAGAAUUCUUGUUUGUCUGUGGUAGUUCGGGUUGGAAAUGUAGAAAUCAAGUUCCCUUUUGGGUGGCUGCGUUGGAACACUUUAGGAACCUGCUCCCUUGACAGAGAGUUUCUUUAUGGUGUUGCUGGUUGGAAUUGCGGGAUGUGGUUGGCCUCUGGCGUUCCUACAGGAGUCUUUAUGGCUCUUGGGAAUUUUUCCUUUGCCCCUGAUCCAUUUUUGCAAUCUUUAAUUUGUAGUUUGCCUGUGGCUGAACCAUCGAAAGGUUUUCGUUCCGACUCAUCUGACAAAACAUUUUUGCUAAAUAAAUUCCCAGAUGAAAAGGUCGUAGAGAGAGCUGAAACAUCUCUGUCCGAGAAGGAUCAGAAGGAGAGGGCUCAGAGGAGUGCAUUUGCCCGUGGGCUUGUGCUUUCCACAAUAUUUGAUGAUGAUACCAUAUUGAAACCUUACCUAGAAAAGCUGAACCUGAUAUUUACUAAAAGGGACGUGUUCACUACCAGGUCUAUGCACCAGAUGGAGAAUGAUGUGCAUGGGGGCUAA
Triticum turgidum subsp. durum (durum wheat) is the source of this 813-nucleotide messenger RNA. The record is from the annotation of a GenBank genome assembly. NCBI's taxonomy places the organism in Eukaryota, Viridiplantae, Streptophyta, Magnoliopsida, Poales, Poaceae.